GCGGCUCACCCGGGGGCCGUGCGGAGGAGAUCUGCGGGACACGCAGGGGCGGUGCGGAUCGCUCAGGCGGCGCUCCAGGGGCGGUGCGGUGGGAGGUGCGGUCCUUACCGGGGCGGUGCUGUCUCUCCCGGGGCGGUGCUGUUCUUUCGGGCGGUGCUGUUCUUUCGGGCGGUGCUGCUCUCCCGGGUGCGGCCGGCACUGCUCGGCCAUGCGGGCGGGCUGAGCGGCGCCGCCGCCGCCUGUCCCGGGCGAGGAUGGCCUCCAAUUUCAACGACAUCGUCAAGCAGGGCUACGUGCGCAUCCGGAGCCGGCGGCUGGGGAUUUACCAGAGAUGCUGGUUAGUGUUCAAAAAGGCUUCAAGCAAAGGGCCCAAGAGGCUGGAGAAGUUCUCAGAUGAACGAGCUGCUUACUUCAGGUGCUACCACAAGGUCACGGAGCUCAGUAAUGUGAGGAACAUCUCGAGGCUGCCCAAGAGCACCAAGAAACACGCAGUGGGCAUUCAUUUCAGUGAUGACACCUCCAGAACCUUUGCCUGUGACUCAGAGCUUGAGGCAGAUGAGUGGUGCAAGGUGCUGCAGAUGGAGUGCCUGGGAACACGAAUUCAUGACAUUAGCCUUGGAGAGCCUGACUUGUUGGCAUCUGGAGUAGAGAGGGAGCAGAGUGAGAGAUUCAAUGUGUAUUUGAUGCCAUCCCCUAAUUUAGAUGUGCAUGGGGAAUGUACCUUGCAGAUAACAUUUGAGAAUAUCUGUCUUUGGGACAUCCAGAAUCCCAGAGUCAAACUGGUCUCGUGGCCUCUCAGUGCCCUGCGGCGCUACGGGCGGGACCCAGCCUGGUUCACCUUCGAGGCAGGCAGGAUGUGUGACACGGGAGAAGGGCUCUUCAUCUUCCAGACCCGGCAUGGCGAGGCCAUCUACCAGAAGGUGCACUCGGCCGCCCUGGCCAUCGCCGAGCAGCACCAGCGCCUGCUGCAGGGCGCCAAGGACGCCAGGGGCAGUAUGUGUGGCUGGAAUCCCUGCCAAAAGCCAUUGCUGAUGCCAAGCCUGCUGCAGGUGUCCCUGACCCUGUCGUGCCUUGCAGCUGCAGCUGAGGAGGAGCGAGCGGGCGGCGUCGCUGGGCACCGUGGUGCCCCUGCCCCGCAGCGCCUACUGGCACCACAUCACCCGCCAGCACAGCACGGGCCAGCUCCUGGGGCUGCCAGGUGCUCCCAGCCCUCUGCAGCUCCGUGGCACAGACACCUUCCCAGCCUGCAGCUCAGAGCACCGGUAGGAGCCCAGGCAGAGCUGCCCAGCCUCUGCCCCCUGACCAGCUGCCCCAGGGCAUGACAGUGCUGAUGGCAACCCAGGGUGGAGUUCGGGCUGGAUGAAAAAUUCCUGCAGUACAAAGGAUUUUUUAAACUGUGCCAAAAGCAGAAACACUUCUGUGGAUACUGGGAAGAGAAGCGAGGCUCCAAACCCUCUGGUGCACCUUUUGUAUCUUACAGCUGGACAGAGAAGCAAUCACUCCCUGAACACUCCACUGAUUUUGUAUGAGAGCCAUGUGUACAUAGGUGAGACUCCUGCUGUAGUGUGGUCAUUUUGUCCCCUGACUCUGGUUUGUGGCAGUGCUUACCCUGAGUUAUUCCCGUUAUUGUUACCCUGUUCCUGAUCUCUGGAAUGGUGGCCAGUUUGAAGCAGCUCUUGGAUACAAUUUUUCCUGUUUGAAGACUUGAUUGAUUUCUUUCAAAAGAAUCUCCUCUUUCCUGUAUUUAUUUCCAUCUCUGUAAACACUGAAAAUAAAAAAAGUCCCAUGCA
Messenger RNA from Haemorhous mexicanus (house finch), 1790 nucleotides. It is a transcript of the gene DOK5, whose product is annotated as docking protein 5. NCBI's taxonomy places the organism in Eukaryota, Metazoa, Chordata, Aves, Passeriformes, Fringillidae. The record is from RefSeq and is a predicted model, not a curated record. Gene Ontology annotation, biological process: cell surface receptor protein tyrosine kinase signaling pathway; positive regulation of MAPK cascade. Bases 255 to 1322 code for a protein of 355 amino acids. Gene Ontology annotation, cellular component: cytoplasm. The transcript is spliced from 8 exons.